Molecule: messenger RNA, 1458 nt
Organism: Scatophagus argus
Lineage: Eukaryota; Metazoa; Chordata; Actinopteri; Scatophagidae
Gene: tmem234
Product: transmembrane protein 234
Exons: 5
Coding region: 209-643 (144 amino acids)
Source: RefSeq, a predicted model, not a curated record
AUGUUGCCGGUUACCAGUGGUACCGUCGUCAUAAAAUUGUUAAGUUCUUAGAUUUGCUUUUAAUCCAUCCUUAGUUUUGAAAAGCCUUACUGGAUAAACAGGUCCGAAACAUUUUGUUAUUCUGGACAUUUAAAUUCGCUAAAGUUCGCCAAAAGUUGAGCUGCAGAACGGUCUUGAAUGCGGCUUCACCGUGACUCUUUACGUUACAAUGGUGACCGUAGUGGAAGUGCUGAGUCUCCUGCUGGUCUCGGUGCUGUGGGGCUGCACCAACCCUCUCCUGAAGAGAGGCACGGAGGGGAUAGAAAAUGUGACAAAGACCAGCAGGGUCUCACAGCUACUGGCUGAGGUCAAGUUUCUUUUCCUAAACCUCAAGUACCUGGUUCCAUUUCUUCUGAACCAGAGUGGCUCUUUGGUCUACUAUUAUACACUUUCCACCACAGAGUUAUCGCUUGCUGUUCCUGUGGCCAACUCUCUCACCUUUCUCUGCACUCUGCUCACCGGCAAGUUACUGGGUGAAGAGUUUGGAGGCAAACAGGCUCUCGUGGGAAUGUUCCUUACCAUGGCUGGCAUCACUCUGUGUGUUAUAAGCUCCAUUGAGGACAAAGACACUGGGGCACAGAAUAUGACGCAUGCUGUACACUAACAGAGAUCUGGAUUAAAGCAAAUUCUCCUACACUUUUGAGUAAUUCCGAAAGCAGAGCUGGAGCAGGACUAGAGGGAGCAAUUUAGAUUCAGACAGCAACUUCUUAGAGCGACGAAUUUAGUGGGAGAAUUGUGCCUAAAUGAACUCGGCGUGAGCUUCAGAAGACCUGUCCAGAAACACUUGCACCAAGUAAAAAGGCUGAAAGGGAAGCGAGUUCAUGCAGGGUUCAUCUCAAGGCUAGAGUAGAUUUAUGACACUUGCAUAGAAGUUGGUGGUUGUUAACUUUAGCUUUUAAGCACUUUGCUGCCCGGCCAUGUGCUUGGCAUCUGCAUAAAUGCCAUAGAGACCACAUACAAAUAAGGCUGGGGUUUGAAAUGGGCCAAUUAGAUGUAACCUCCUGGUUUAACAGGGACAUUUUACUGCGUCUGCCUUCUGUCUGCUGUGGUGUGUGUCUGGGGAAGAGCACACACAGGAGGAGGCAAAUUGGUAUAAAACUGUUUUCAUCAUAUUUAUUUUAUCUCCUUCUCUUCCCCAGCUGCCUUGUAUACUUGAUGUAUUACUGAGCUCAGUAUGCCACUGUUAGCUUCACAAGUUCUUUGCAAAGGAUGACUUACAAGACUGUAGAUGCUAACAGUGAGUGAUCUUCUUGUAUGCUUUGCUUUAAGAAACAACAGUAAUGUACAUAGUAAUAUAUAUUUUUAUUCUCACAGUAUUUAAGUGACAUAAAACGAUGUACAGAUGAAUUUGCUAUUGUUGCAUCUAUUCAGUUUGUGACGUGGCUGAUAUUUUAUCAAUAAAUUGUUGGCAAAACACGA